Arvicanthis niloticus (Nile rat) is the source of this 3546-nucleotide messenger RNA. It is a transcript of the gene Septin6, whose product is annotated as septin 6. The record is from RefSeq and is a predicted model, not a curated record. NCBI's taxonomy places the organism in Eukaryota, Metazoa, Chordata, Mammalia, Rodentia, Muridae. Gene Ontology annotation, molecular function: GTP binding.
AGAACUGGAACUGGGCUCGCCCUAGGGGAAGGCAGCGCGGCCAAUCCGUCCCCUCCCCACACCUACUCUGAGGGGGUGGGUGAUAGAGGAGAGGUUGGGGUUGGAGCAGCGGUGAGGGGGCCCCUCCCUGGCACCUCCCUCCACCAGACUUGGUCGCGCCCGAAGUGUAACACUUUCUCUUUGUCGGAGGAGCUCUUCUGUUUCCUGUGCAGCAGCUCCCGUUGCGGAGGCACCCGUAGCAGCCCUGGCGGACCAAGGAGCGAUGGCAGCGGCCGAUAUAACUCGCCAGGUGGGCGAAGAUUGUCGAACUGUCCCCCUGGCUGGACAUGUGGGGUUUGACAGCUUGCCUGACCAGCUGGUGAAUAAGUCAGUCAGCCAGGGCUUCUGCUUCAACAUCCUGUGCGUGGGGGAGACAGGUUUGGGCAAGUCCACCCUCAUGGAUACCCUGUUCAACACCAAGUUUGAAGGGGAGCCAACGACCCAUACACAGCCAGGUGUUCAGCUCCGGUCCAAUACCUACGACCUCCAGGAGAGCAACGUGGGGUUGAAGCUCACAAUUGUGAGCACUGUAGGCUUUGGGGACCAGAUCAACAAGGAGGACAGCUACAAGCCCAUCGUGGAAUUCAUUGAUGCUCAGUUUGAGGCCUACCUACAGGAAGAGCUGAAGAUCCGGAGAGUACUGCACUCCUACCAUGACUCCCGAAUCCAUGUCUGCUUGUAUUUCAUUGCCCCAACAGGACAUUCACUUAAGUCUCUGGACCUCGUAACCAUGAAGAAGCUGGAUAGUAAGGUGAACAUCAUUCCUAUCAUCGCCAAAUCGGAUGCCAUUUCUAAGAGUGAGCUGGCAAAGUUCAAGAUCAAAAUCACCAGCGAACUUGUGAGCAACGGAGUCCAGAUUUAUCAGUUCCCCACAGAUGAUGAGUCGGUGGCCGAGAUCAAUGGAACCAUGAAUGCCCACCUGCCGUUUGCUGUUGUUGGCAGCACAGAAGAAGUGAAGGUUGGCAACAAGAUGAUGUGGGCUCGGCAGUAUCCUUGGGGGACUGUGCAGGUUGAAAAUGAGGCCCACUGCGACUUUGUGAAGCUGCGGGAGAUGCUGAUUCGAGUCAACAUGGAGGAUCUGAGGGAGCAGACCCACACCCGGCACUAUGAAUUAUACCGCCGCUGUAAGCUGGAGGAGAUGGGCUUCAAGGACACCGACCCUGACAGCAAACCAUUCAGUUUACAGGAGACAUAUGAGGCGAAGAGAAAUGAGUUCCUAGGAGAGCUCCAGAAGAAAGAAGAGGAGAUGAGACAGAUGUUUGUCCAGAGAGUCAAAGAGAAAGAAGCUGAGCUCAAGGAGGCCGAAAAGGAGCUGCAUGAGAAGUUUGACCGUCUGAAGAAACUGCACCAGGAAGAGAAGAAGAAGCUGGAGGAUAAGAAGAAAUGUCUGGAUGAGGAGAUGAACGCCUUCAAGCAGAGAAAGGCGGCGGCUGAGCUGCUCCAGUCUCAGGGCUCUCAGGCUGGGGGCUCACAGACUCUGAAAAGAGACAAAGAGAAGAAGAAUAAUCCAUGGCUGUGUACUGAAUAGUAUGCCCCGCUACAGCUGGACUGGACUCCACUUAGCCUUUUAAGCGAAAGUUCUUAUUUUAACUGACAAGUUAUUAUUUUUUUUUUCUUUAAUGGUGCCAGACAUCUGGGCCCUCCACCCCUGCUCUGGUACUUCAAACAUUUUGUUUUUGUUUUUUGGUUUUUGUUUGUUUUGAGUUCUGCAACUUGCUUCUGCCUCUCAGUCCCACUGGCAUGGACCUAGACCUUCUAUUUUCUUGUUAUAAAGGUGGCUGUAUGAUCACUACCUCUAAAAAAAAUCGCAAGGUGAUAAUAAAUGUGCAGGCCCUCUGAACUGUUAAAAAAGUGCAGGGGCCGUUGUCUACAAUUAUAGUUAAUAACUUGAACCUAAGACUAAGCCCAAAGCAGAACUAGUUAAAAGCAAGCAAGUCAAUGUGUGCACUUUCUCUUUUCUUGUUGGCAAAGAGAGAAGGUGGUUUUGAUGUGUACUAGCCAGUGGCCAGAGGCAAGGUGACAAAGUGAAAGCUAGUCCUUGGAAAAUCAACUGGAAGUGGAGAAUUUCAGGAAACCCUAUGCCUAGAGGCAAAACAAAACAAACCCAGCCACGACUGAGAACUGAAAGCCCUAAAGCAGAAUCUCCAAGUAUCUCAGAUACUAUCAGUAGUAGGGAGAGUCAGGCUACUGAGUUAAGGCUGUCUGGUUCUCCCUGAGAAAGGCCCCUUAUAUGUAGCCAUGGGGUUCUGUGUGUUUGUUUUUAAAAACAGGUUCUUACUAUGUAGCCCUGGCUGGUCUUGAAAUCACAAUCUAAACGAGGCUGGCCUGAAAUUCACAGAGAUUUGCCUACCUUAUUUCCUGAGUGCUGGGGUUAAAGGCAACCACCACCACACCCAGCUGCCUUAAGGGUUUUAAUCCACCUUCCCAGCCUGCCUGCCGGCCAGAAAGUAUCAUCUUCCUUAAGAAGUACUUGUAUUUGUAAAUGAGGUCUUUCAUUUGCAUUUGUGUAUAAACUCACUACUUGAGGCUGGAGGAUCUCAAAAUACUUCACAAGUAUUUGAGCUACACAACCUUCCAAAAGCAAGCAGAAAUUGUAUAUAAAGUGAGAAGCUUUUUGAUCUGCAUGGCUGAUAUACCUUCAUCCCAUGCUGUAGGAAGAUAUUGGCACGUAGAGAAAUGAAGGGACUCAUCCAAGGUCCCACUGCUAUUCUUAGGCAAAGCUCAAGCAAAUAUUUCAAUUUCCUGUCGCUGGGUUCCCAAUCCUUUUCACCAAGGGAUCCAAGAAUUUAUGUAUCUUCCUGGAGACAAGAAUUUUUUUGAUGUUCGAAGAAACCACUGUUAGAUGACUCUUGAGGGUUUUCACAUAGAAGAAUAGGAUGGGGUGGGUAGGCACAGGUGAAGAGAAGGCUCCGGGGCAGCUGCCAUGAUGCUGGAUGAUCAGUUAGCUCUAAGUCUGUAAGUCUUACAGAUGAUCAGUUCCUGUGGCUGUAAGUCUGUAACUCUUACAGACUAUCAGAUCCUGUAAGUCUGGACCAGAACCAGGCCAGUGUACAUUUUACUGGUGCACUGUGUAAUUAGGGAACUCAGGUGGAUAUAAAAAGCAAUUGAACUUAUUAAAAGAUGAUGCUAAAUUUCAUUGAGAAGUUUGUCUCACUGUAAAUGGAAAAACUUUUGUUUUUACUUCACUUGAAAGUCUUUAAUUAGUACAGUUGUUACUUUUUUUUUUUUUAAAUACUCUAAGUUCCCUGUUUACUUCUAGUGAAACAAAAACCACUCAUUAGAAAUGGUCUGUCUUUUCCAGACUGGAAUGGAAUGGCUUCCUGAAGUGUACACACACACACACACACACACACACACACACACACACACAGCCUUCACAGCCUUCAUUUCUCUUAAGCCAAGAAGUCUGUUUUCUCCACCUGGUUUGGAUUUUUUUUUAAUCAUUUGGCAUUCACAUUUGGCUGUUAAUAUGUGCUUCUUUUUAAAUUAAAGCAAGAUGCAAUUAAA